AUGUCCUUCCGAGGCGGGUCUCGCGGUGGUGGUCGCGGAGGGUCUGGCGGCUUCCGUGGUGGACGAGGAGGAGGAUUCCAGCAGAGGGACAUGGGUCCUCCGGCGCAGGUCCUGGAAAUGGGCAAAUUCAUCCACGCCUGCGAAGGCGAAAUGGUCUGCGAAUCAAUCAACCCCAAAGUCCCGCACUUCAACGCCCAAAUCUUCCUCGAGAACAAGACGGCCGUCGGCAAGGUCGACGAGGUCCUCGGCCCCAUCAACCAGGUCUUCUUCACCAUCAAGCCCUCCGAGGGCAUCCAGGCCGCCUCCUUCAAGGAGGGCGACAAGUUCUACAUUGCCCCCGAGAAGCUCCUGCCCCUCGACAAGUUCCUGCCCAAGCCCAAGCCCCCUCCCGGCGCCCCCAAGCCCAAGCGCGCCGGCGGCGGCUCCUCUCGCGGUGGUCCUAGGGGCGGUGGCCGCGGAGGCUUCUCUCGUGGUGGACGCGGUGGUCCCGGCGGUGGUCGCGGUGGGUUCUCGCGCGGCGGCGGCGCUGGCGGUCGCGGUGGUCGCGGUGGAAGCGGCGGCUUCUCCCGGGGCGGCGGUGGUGGCGGUAGGGGACGCGGCGGCUUCAGCAGAGGAGGCCGCUUCUAA
Molecule: messenger RNA, 627 nt
Organism: Trichoderma reesei QM6a
Lineage: Eukaryota; Fungi; Ascomycota; Sordariomycetes; Hypocreales; Hypocreaceae
Exons: 2
Coding region: 1-627 (208 amino acids)
Biological process (GO): ribosome biogenesis; snoRNA guided rRNA pseudouridine synthesis
Cellular component (GO): box H/ACA snoRNP complex
Molecular function (GO): box H/ACA snoRNA binding
Source: RefSeq, a predicted model, not a curated record